GUUGUGAUCGCAAGUGGGCGGGUUUAUUUCUAGACGAACAGCAGAGUACAGCUUCACCUUCCACUGGACUUAUACUAUUGUUUUUAAAAACAAUAUAAAAGAAAAAGGUGGAAAUCAAACAAUGAGCGACUGGGUGACUUUAUAGAGAUCUGAAGCUGUGAUAUCAGCUUCAGAAGAAGAGCUGGAAAUGGACUCAUUUCCCCCAGGAUCACCACCUUCUUCUCCUACUGAUUCCAUCACUCUAGCAUCUCUUGUUUCUGGACACUCUUCUCGCACAGCUUCCUCCUUUUCAACACCAGGCCCUCCCUCUCGGGCGUCUCCAUCCUCUCAUCCAGCCGCACAGACAGGUCGCUCUCAGCUGAAUGCAGCUAGCAAUGUGUCCGAAGGCAGGCCCACCUGUGGAACUUCGUCUUCUGCAGGAAACAUUCCAGAGGAGCUGCAUAUAGAGGAACUUAAGCAGAGGGCUAAGAAUGGAGAUUUCAAAGCACAAACUGAGGUUGGCAGGUAUUACUUGCGACUGUCUGAGCAUGAAGAUGAAGAAGUGAAUAGUGUCACAGCAGUAACAUGGCUUUUACAAGCAGCAAAAAAUGGAAGGAGGGAUGCAGUGAAACUCUUGCAGUUUUGCUUGCAUGAAAGAAAAGGCAUCACAGCUGAAAAUAGAGAGGAGGUGUGUGCCUUGGUAUCAGAGUCACGUUUUGAACGUUCUGUGAGGAAAGCAGCGUUGUGCAUGUACUGGAAACUCAAUCCAGACAAAAAAAGAAACGUAUCUACAUCAGAACUGCUAGAAAAUAUUAGCCACUAUGACAUUGAAACGGAUGGUGCCCCAAACAACAUACCUUCAAGUCCAGCUCAGAAACAGAGGAAGGUCUUAGAACGCCUUGUCUCCAGCAGUGGGACUCCGUAUGUUGGCAUUGACGAUUUUGUUGAAAAUGCCAAGCGUUAUGCACACGGUAUUUCUCCAUCACCGGAUUUUGAUGCAGCAGUAAAUGAUGAUGAUGAUGAUGAUGACGAACCUGUGAAAAACCCAGAUGAGUUACCUUUGCACCAGAAGAUACUGAAGUUUCCCCUCCAUGCUGUGACUGAGGUAAAGGAGGUGUUGAUUGACUGGGCUUCCCGUGCUGGAAUGCAGUGGAUCAGUGCCCUCAUCCCGACUCACCAUGUCAACACUCUUAUUUUCUUCUUCAUCAUCUCCAACCUUACUCUAGAUUUCUUCCUUCUUGUCAUUCCCCUUGUCAUAUUCUACCUCUCCUUCCUCUCAAUGGUCAUCUGCACAUUGAGGGUUUUCCAGAACAGUAAAGCAUGGGAGAACUUUAAGACCCUGACAGCCAUGCUGGCUCAUUUCGAGCCAGGAUUGGACCUUGAGCAAGCUGAGUCCAACUUCACCUGGACUCAUCUGGAGCCUCACCUCUACUUUCUGGUCUCUGCAAUUUUCCUCAUACUAUCAUUCCCUGUGGCAGAUAAGUCCUGGCUGCCUUGUUCUGAACUGGCCACAGUGGCUGUCUUCUUCACUAUAAGCAGCUAUCUGAGUCUACGUCCAGCUGCACAGCAACAUGCUAAGCUAGCCCUCCUUGCACAGUUUGCCUCUGCAUUUUGCUCUUUAACUAAUGAGCUGCUUGGUGGUCGGGUGGGCCAACUUGUGGGAGGGUCAUGGUUUAGUGUGCCAAUCUGUGAUUGGUUGGUGUUGCAUUUGGGUGUGCCUUGCAUUCUGUACCUUUACCUCCUGUACUUGUGUGUCCGAAUGGGCACAGCACGAGGGUGGCAAGGGUCUUACAGCAUGCUUCUGCCCUACCUUCUCUGUUUCACUUGGUGUGAGCUAUCUGUCACACUUCUGCAUGCAUCUACUGCACUUGGACUCAUGCGAACAUCUGUGGGCUACUUGCUUUUCUUCUUUGCUCUGCCUGUACUUUCAUUAGUGCUUGCAGCUGCAUUGCUGGCGCAGUUAGUUCAGUGGUUCCUCGCUCUGGAGUUGGCCAAGAUGGCUGUGGCGGUGUGUGUUUGUGUGGUUCCUGUUUUGUUAAGGUGGUGGACUCGUUUCAGCGUGUCGCCCCUUGCUGUGAUUCGAUCUCUGCGGCGCAGUAGCAUGGUUAAACUGAUCUUGGUUUGGAUCUCCGCUUUGCUGCUCUUCAGCUGGUUCUAUGUAUAUCGUUCUGAGGGCAUGAAGGUUUAUAACUCCACUCUUACCUGGCAGCAAUACAGUGAGAUGUGUGGCCCUCGUGCCUGGAGGGAACGCAACAUGGCACACACCCAGAUCCUCUGUAGUCAUCUUGAGGGCCACCGUGUCACCUGGGAAGGUCGUUUUAAAUACGUCCGGGUGACAGAAAUUGAAAACGGAGCACAAUCAAUUGUCAACCUCUUGCCUGGUGUCAUAGCAGACUGGGUCCGAUGCCUUUAUGGAGAGGAGUACCCAGCCUGUGACGGCACCCACUCAAGGCCAGAUCCACCUCUUUGCCAGCUUAAAGCAUUUGCAAAUCACAACUGUCAUGUGAAACGUUUUGACCGCUACAAAUUUGAAGUGACUAUGGGUAUGCCACUUCAGGAUAAGAAGGGUAAAUGGGUACAAGAAUCUGAUGAUGCAACCAAAGACAUAGUGCUGCGGGCAAGUAAUGAAUUCCGUGGUGUGCUGUUGGCACUCAGUGCAGGCAGCGUUGUUGAAUUCAGUACUGUUCUGGAGGGCAGGCUUGGAAGCAAGUGGCCAGUGUUUGAGCUGAAAGCCCUUCACUGUAGGACUUGUACCUCACCUUUGGUACCUACAAGACGGCAAGUCAAGAUAGAACAGGACUGGAGGGUUAAUGCCCGUAAUGCAUUUGCCUUCGCAUUUAACUUCCUUUUCCACCCCCUGCUCACUGCCCAAGUAGAAGAUGCUGUGUCUACAGAUGCUGCAGUUUGAUAUCGGACUAUUCACUAUGGAAAUGAUCAUUAAGUAUAAAGGGAGUUACUCAGCGCCUGUCACUUUUUCUCAACUUGUAAAGCAAUAUUAGUUUUAAGAGUUGUUAAGAAAUAUUUAUUGUUGACCAGUUGUUUCGAGUGCUGAUAUACAAAACUAUGUUUAUAGUUUGAGAACUAACAUUCUCUGUCAAAGCUUAAUGUAAAAUAAUGAAGAGAUUCUCAUUCAGGAUGGUGGCCAAAUGGGAAUAAUGUUUGAAUGACAUUAUGGGUUGUGAGUAAUCCCUUUCUAAAUGAAAAUGAUUAGGUGUUUCUUACAAAGAAACGUAGUAUACUGUCAAGACUCCUUAUGUCAAUAAAUGUUGUAGACCAAUGAAAUACAAUCUUAUCCACAAAGAGCAAUUGUAUUUGCAAGUUUUUGUUUUUACUUCAAAACCAGCAGCCACAAUGAAUCUAUAGACAAAAAUGGACCUGUUAUAGACUGAUGGAAGAAGAAUGGUGGUUCUUUAAAUGAUUCAUUCAGGACCACAGUGUAUGGUAAUGGAUGUUAUUUAUGGCCAUAUUCUGUUUUUCUGGCUUUUUGCUGGACUAAGCACUAUUUUCAGUGGAAAAUUACUAUUAAUAAAAUAAUUUAGUCAAAGACUAAUGAAAGUCUACUACAGCUAUUAUAUUUGUUAUAUGAAUGAGUGUGAAAGAGAAAAACCUCAACCAUUUCCUACCAAAUCCAAAGAGGUCGCUAAAAAGUAGAUCUUAAGAGAUCAUUUUAGCAGAAGCAAAUUUGAAUGUAAAAUCUCAUAAUGAUUGUUUCAUAAGAUUUUUUUCCCAGCUCUCAAAAAAAGGUAGCAGGUGGAUUAACAACUCUAAAUUUCCCCAUUGCUCCUAUUUAGGCAUAGCAUUAAUACGGCAGUACACAAUGAUUUUGGUCAUUUAUCAGCAAUAAAAUUUCUUACUUGUACAGGAAUUUGGACAUGUAAGAAAUGCUUGCCACCAAAUAUAUCUCUUCAGAUCAGGAUGAGGAUUUGCAUUGUAAAAUUUGCAUUAAUCCUUUUUUCUUAUUAGAUCAUAUAAUUUCUUUUUUUGUAAUGCUAGGAGUGAUUUAAUAUUAAUGUGGGCUUAGUUAAUUUGAAAUUUGUACAAAAAUUUGUACAUUUCAGAUCAAUGUUAAUAGAUAUUUCCAAUAGAGGAAGUAACCUUCUUCUUCUUCAGAUUGUUGAUUAUUUGCUGUUCUAUGUGCAUAAAAUCAUAGAAUUUAUUAUUAUUGGUGGAAUCACGGUACUCUAUAUGAUGAGCAGUUGUUUAAAAUGCCUUUAAUACUGUAAAUGCCAAUUGAUUCAUUAUAUUACACAGUAGUAGUAGUAGUAGUAGUGUACUACUGUAUAAUGGAACCUCACAUGGGGUUGACUACAGUUGUUGAGACACCACCACUAUUAUACUGUACACACUCACAACAGCACACUGCUCACUUUAACCCUCCUGAGCUGGUAUUUACACCAAUAUAUGUUUUUUCACUACUGUAAUAUCACACUAUGAUCAAUAAAAACAGAUCCUUAA
Tachysurus fulvidraco (yellow catfish) is the source of this 4434-nucleotide messenger RNA. It is a transcript of the gene wfs1b, whose product is annotated as Wolfram syndrome 1b (wolframin). The transcript is spliced from 8 exons. The record is from RefSeq and is a predicted model, not a curated record. Gene Ontology annotation, cellular component: endoplasmic reticulum; endoplasmic reticulum membrane. Gene Ontology annotation, molecular function: protein binding. Bases 188 to 2887 code for a protein of 899 amino acids. Gene Ontology annotation, biological process: endoplasmic reticulum unfolded protein response; calcium ion homeostasis. Lineage: Eukaryota; Metazoa; Chordata; Actinopteri; Siluriformes; Bagridae.